AUGCCCCCUCUCUCUCUCACUCUCUCUCUCUCUCUCGCUCUCUGUGCAUUUCUCUCUGUCUCGCUGUUAUUUUCUGUUUCUGACUCUUUCUGUUGCUGUCUCUCUGUCUCAUUGUGUCUUUCUCUCACUUUCUUCCUUGUUUUCUUCUCUGUCCACGUGUCUCUUUUUCUGUACGCCUCUCUAUCUCUCUCUAUAUCUCUUUCUGUACGCCUCUCUAUCUAUCUCUAUCUCUCUUUCUGUACGCCUAUCUAUCUAUCUAUCUAUCUCUCUUUCUGUACGCCUAUCUAUCUAUCUAUCUCUAUCUCUCUUUCUGUACGCCUAUCUAUCUAUCUAUCUCUUCUGAGGGAUCAUUCAUCUAUCUAUCUAUCUAUCUAUCUAUCUAUCUCUAUCUCUCUUUCUGUACGCCUAUCUAUCUAUCUCUCUUUCUGUACGCCUAUCUAUCUAUCUAUCUCUCUUUCUGUACGCCCAUUCAUCUAUCUAUCUAUCUCUUUCUGUACGCCUAUCUAUCUAUCUAUCGCUCUUUCUGUACGCCUAUCUAUCUAUCUAUCUCUCUUUCUGUACGCCUAUCUAUCUAUCUGUCUGUCUGUCUAUCUCUUUAUGUUUCUAUAUAUCUCUCUUACCAGUUUCUGUUUGCUAAUCUGUCCUCUCUCUCUCUCUGUUUCUCUCUUACUCUCUCAUUCUCUCUCUCUGUCUCUUUCUCUCUCACCCUGUUUCUAUCUGCUUGUCACUCUCUUCUUUAUCUGGGUGCAGAUAUGUGUAUCUUUAGCUUUUCCUGAUUAUCUAUCUAUCUAUCUAUCUAUCUAUCUAUCUAUCUAUCUAUCUAUCUAUCUAUCUAUCUCACUCUGUUCAUAUCUAUCUAUGCAUCUAUCUAUCUCAGUCUGUUCAUUAUCUCUCUAUAUAUCUAUCUAUCUAUCUAUCUAUCUAUCUAUCUAUCUCAGUCUGUUCAUUAUCUAUCUAUCUAUCUAUCUCAGUCUGUUCAUAUCUAUCUAUCUAUCUAUCUAUCUAUCUAUCUAUCUAUCUAUCUAUCUAUCUAUCUAUCUAUCCAGAUUAUGUAUCUCAGUCUGUUCACUAUCUAUCUAUCUAUCUAUCUAUCUAUCUAUCUAUCUAUCUAUCUAUCUAUCUAUCUAUCUCAGUUUGUUCAUCUAUCUAUCUAUCUAUCUAUCUAUCUAUCUAUCUAUCUAUCUCAGUCUGUUCAUAUCUAUCUAUCUAUCUAUCUAUCUAUCUAUCUAUCUAUCUAUCUAUCUAUCUCAGUCUGUUCAUAUCUAUCUAUCUAUCUAUCUAUCUAUCUAUCUAUCUAUCUAUCUAUCUAUCUAUCUAUCUCAGUCUAUUCUUAUCUAUCUGUCUAUCUAUCUCAGUCUGUUCAUAUCUAUCUAUCUAUCUAUCUAUCUAUCUAUCUAUCUAUCUAUCUAUCUAUCUAUCUAG
Messenger RNA from Acanthosepion pharaonis, 1422 nucleotides. Lineage: Eukaryota; Metazoa; Mollusca; Cephalopoda; Sepiida; Sepiidae. The record is from the annotation of a GenBank genome assembly.